This is a messenger RNA of Myotis brandtii (Brandt's bat), 1304 nucleotides long. Its product is annotated as lipase member K. The record is from RefSeq and is a predicted model, not a curated record. Lineage: Eukaryota; Metazoa; Chordata; Mammalia; Chiroptera; Vespertilionidae. Gene Ontology annotation, molecular function: hydrolase activity, acting on ester bonds. The coding region runs from base 92 to 1282 and encodes 396 amino acids. Gene Ontology annotation, cellular component: intracellular membrane-bounded organelle. Gene Ontology annotation, biological process: lipid metabolic process. The transcript has 10 exons.
UUCAGUGACAGCUGCCUCUGGAAGGAGCUGGAAUCACCUGAAGCUCCCAAGACUUGAAGACAGAUCCCCGGAGGAUUCAGGCAGACCCCAAAUGUGGCAGCUUCUAGCAGCAGCAUGCUGGAUACUUCUUCUUGGACCUCUAUAUGGUUGUCACAAGAAAGGAAGCACCACAAAUCCUGAAGCUCAUAUGAAUAUUAGCCAAGUUAUUUCGUACUGGGGUUAUCCUUAUGAAAAUUAUGAUGUUGUGACAAAAGAUGGCUAUGUCCUCGGAAUUUACAGGAUUCCUCACGGGAGAGGAUGUCCAAGAACAGAUCCAAGACCUGUUGUGUAUUUGCAACAUGGCUUAGUUGCAUCUGCCAGUAACUGGAUUUGCAACUUGCCCAACAACAGCUUGGCUUUCCUUCUAGCAGAUACUGGUUAUGAUGUGUGGAUGGGGAACAGCCGGGGAAAUACCUGGUCCAGAAAACACUUGAAAUUCUCACCCAAAUCACCAGAAUUCUGGGCCUUCAGUGUGGAUGAGAUGGCUAAAUAUGAUCUUCCAGCCACAAUUGAUUUUAUUGUAGAGAAAACUGGACAGGAGCGACUCUUCUAUGUGGGCCACUCCCAAGGCACCACCAUCGCUUUCAUAGCAUUCUCUACAAAUCCAGAGCUGGCUAAAAGGAUUAAAAUAUUUUUUGCAUUGGCUCCAGUCAUUACAGUGAAAUACACCCACAGUCCUCUGAGAAAAUUAACAAAUCUUUCCAGAGAAGGAGUCAAGGUGUUAUUUGGUGACAAGAUGUUCUCUCCUCAUACAUUUCUUGAACAAUUCAUUGCCACCAAAGUGUGCAACCAGAAGCUAUUUCGUCGUAUUUGCAGCAACUUCCUAUUUUCUUUUUGUGGAUUUGAUCCAAAAAACUUAAACAUGAGUCGCUUGGAUGUUUAUAUGGCACAGAGUCCGGCAGGAACAUCUGUUCAGAACAUGCUACACUGGGCCCAGGUGUUUCAUUCUGGUCUGUUCCAAGCUUUUGAUUGGGGAAACCCUUAUCAGAACAUGUUACACUUCCAACAGUUAACACCUCCCUUAUACAACGUUACUAAGAUGGAAGUGCCAACAGCAAUGUGGAGUGGUGGACAUGACAUUGUGGCUGAUCCCAGGGACAUUGAAAGUUUACUCCCGAACAUCACCAGACUUAUUUAUUACAAAUGUAUUCCACACUACAAUCAUGUGGAUUUUUACCUUGGACAGGAUGCGACCCAGGAAAUUUACCAACACCUAAUUAGAAUGAUGGAGGACUAUUGCUAAAAUUAAACACACUUACCUUUUU